Rhodamnia argentea is the source of this 1368-nucleotide messenger RNA. RefSeq lists its product as uncharacterized. Bases 137 to 994 code for a protein of 285 amino acids. Lineage: Eukaryota; Viridiplantae; Streptophyta; Magnoliopsida; Myrtales; Myrtaceae. Gene Ontology annotation, biological process: female meiotic nuclear division; male meiotic nuclear division. The record is from RefSeq and is a predicted model, not a curated record. The transcript has 5 exons.
UGACCGAUCCGUCCAAAAUCAUGUCAUCCCACUGUUUUUUCCUUCCUUCGGUCCUUUUUUCUUGCCCUCCUCGCCCAUAAAUGGAUCCUGUAGAAUAGAAUAGAAUGCCCACAUGACCAGGGGAACUCACUAGCGCAUGAUUCAAAUGGUGAUUGAGUCGGACAUGGGUAAUAGCAAUAGCCCACACUGUUCUUCCCUAGGUUGGGAUCUCCACAACCUUGGAGUUCUCAACGCAGACAUGUCCUUAGUCAUGGGCAGCACCCCGCCCUACUUCUCGGACUUGGACUCGGAUCACGACCUCUCCACGGGAUACCUCGAGGACGCGUUGCUCGAGUUCGGCGACCGGUCGAAGCGGCGCCGGCUCUCGUUCUGCGGCGAGGACCGGGCCGCCAAAGAAUUCGACGAUGACCGUGCGCUGGGCUACUGGAACUCGACUUGCGGAUGGGGCAUCGACGAGAAUUACAAUGGCGCGAGCGAAAUAACUAGUUUCACCAGGCUCUCAGAUGAAAUGGCGAGUUCAAGGAGCAGGGCGAGCGAGGACACUAACUUUUUUCCUGAAGUUAAGACGCAAGAAGACGUCGUGUCGUCGCUGGAUUCCUCCUCGCCGUUCAAAGAGUCGUCGUCACUCACCAAGUCCGGCUCCGACAAAGAAGUCCGGUUCACUCUCGAUGCCAUACCUUCAUCUGAAAUGGGUGCAGGAGGAUGUGGCGGUGAGAAGGUGAGGAGCCAGGAGAGGGUGGUGCUGAGGAGGGUGGUGUACCCGUUCGCGGUGGUGAAGCCCGGCGGCGCCGACGGGGACGUGACGCUGAAUGACAUCAACGAGAGGCUCCUCAUGCCGCCAACCCGGCCGGUCAGGCAUCCGGUCGGGGACUUCGCUUGUCGCCCCUGCGUGUCCCCUCAUGGUCCUGGCCUCUCCGGCAAAGCUGUCGUCGCUCUCACCCGACUCCACACUCAAGGACGAGGCACCAUCACCAUCAUUCGCACCAAAGGUUAAAUUCAUGAACCAAAAAACGAAAGCAAUAUUAGUUGUCGCUACUCAAAAACCAAAGUUGGGGCAAAUAUUUCCGUCACAUUAUCAAUUCGGCUUUCAAACAAAAAUUAUCGAAGACCCGUUUGCAAAAUCGAUUUACAAAUAGACGCGCCAUUUCUUGACGGGUGCUUGAUACGGCAUUCUCCUAGUUAAUCACGUCACUUUGUAAAUCGAUUUCGUGAAUUAGUCUUUAAUAUAUCUUGCGUCGAUUUCUCUCGCGCCGAUUGGCAAUCAGGCGGGAGAGCAAGAUAGACGGAAGUACGUAAAAUGUUUGGUCUGGCUUGAGUUGUGCUUGUACGGUUUGAUGUAUAUUCGACGUAAUGGUUACGUAAUUUUUG